Molecule: messenger RNA, 2082 nt
Organism: Kogia breviceps (pygmy sperm whale)
Lineage: Eukaryota; Metazoa; Chordata; Mammalia; Artiodactyla; Physeteridae
Gene: ENTPD2
Product: ectonucleoside triphosphate diphosphohydrolase 2
Cellular component (GO): plasma membrane
Molecular function (GO): hydrolase activity
Source: RefSeq, a predicted model, not a curated record
AUGGUAGGGACCCAGACGGGAGCCCACGUGGUUCCUGUCGCUGGCGUUGCCUCCUGCCUUCAGGACCAGGCCAGGGGAAACCCGGCUCUGCAGCGGCGGAACCCUUGGAACAAGCCUGCCUGGGAGGCAGCCCAGCCCACCCCCAGGCCCGGCCUCCUGCCGCCGUGCCCUAAGGCCGGAGGGGCUGGGGGUUCUCUAGGUCCUGCUGCAGCCGAGUGCCCAGAGGCAGAGCGUGGUCGGCAGGCACUUACAGGUCAGGGGGACAGGUCAGAAGGGUAUGGCAUCGUUCUGGACCCCGCCGGCUCUUCCCACACAUCCACGUUCACCUUCAAGUGGCCAGCGGACAAAGAGAACGCCACAGGCAUCGCGGGCCAGCACAGCUCCUGUGAUGUGCGUGGUGGGGGCAUCUCCAGCUAUGCUGACAACCCUUCCGGGGCUGGGCAGAGUCUUGCGGAAUGCCUGAGCCAGGCGCUUCGGGACGUGCCCAAGGAGAGACACGUGGGCACGCCUCUCUACCUGGGAGCCACAGCGGGCAUGUGCCUGCUCAACCUAACCAGUCCAGAGGCUUCAGCCAACGUGCUCACGGCCACGACGCAGACACUGACCCAGUAUCCCUUUGACUUCCGUGGUGCCCGCAUCCUCUCGGCCCAGGAUGAGGGGGUGUUUGGCUGGGUGACCGCCAACUGUCUGCUGGAGAGCUUUAUCAAGUAUGGCUGCGUGGGCCAGUGGUUCGGGCCAAGGAAGGAGAUGCUGGGGGCCAUGGACCUGGGGGGCGCCUCCACGCAGAUCACCUUCGAGACGGCCAGCCCAGCCGAGGAUCCAGCCAGUGAGGUCCAGCUGCGGCUCUACGGCCAGCACUACCGCGUCUACACCCACAGCUUCCUCUGCUAUGGCCGUGACCAGGCCCUCUGGGGGCUGCUGGUCAGUGAACUCCAGACCCACGGCUUCCACCCCUGCUGGCCGAAGGGCUCUUCCACUCACGUGCUGCUCCAGGACGUGUAUGAGUCGCCAUGCACCACAGCCCGGCGGCCCCAGACCUUCAACAGAAGCACCAAGAUGCUCCUUCAACGGCAUCUUCCAGCCCCCUCUGGCUGGAAAGUUCAUUGUGAGUCCAGAGGACUGGGGGUGCGGGGCCGGGGGCGUGCCCUGAAGUGCUUGGGGUCUGGUCACGGUGUGGCUGUACCCCCCUCACAGGCCUGCUCUGCUUUCUUCUACACGGUGGACCUCCUGAGAACUGUGACGGGGCUGCCCGUGGCAACCCUGCAGCAACUAGAGGUGGCCGUGGUCACCAUCCGCAACCAGAUGUGGCGUGAGAGACCUCCCGGUGGCCGCUGGCCCUACAGUCUCCCACCUGCAUUCCAGCUGCAGGCUCGGGCGCCGGGGGAGCGGGCCCGCCUGCCCGACUACUGCGCUGGGGCCACAAUCGUGCAGCAGCUGCUGUGCCGCGGAUACGGCUUCGACGGGGGCACCUUCGGAGGCGUGACGUUCCAGAAGAAGGCCUGAGACACCGCGGUCGCCUGGGCGCUUGGCCACAUGCUGAACCUGACCCACCUGAUCCCCGCUGAGCUGCCCGGGCUGCGCAAGGGCACAGACUUCAGCUCUUGGGUCGUCCUCCUUCCGCUCUUCGCCGCCAUGCCCCUGGCUGCGUUCGUCCCGCUGCACCGGGCGCGCUCUGCCAAGCCUUCGAGCGCCACCUAGGGGCGAGUUGGGGGCAGCGGCGCCAGCCCCAAGUCCCCCAUGCCUCACCCCAGCCCACUCUCAACAUCUCUGUCCCUAAUGAAGGCCGGCGCAAGACUCGAGCGCCCACGCCCACAUUUGGCCCGGAUAGGUGAAGGGAACCGAAUCCAGCCCCCGCCUGCCCACUGCGGCCUUGGCUUCAUCUCAAGACCUAAUGCUCCUCCUCCUCUUACUGGGGCUGGGGAUGCAGACACCCCGCAGCCCUCCGCCUGUGAAAACAGGGUUGGGUCCCCAGGGAAUGGAAUCCUGAGAGUCCCCUCCCACCCCCCCUAGUCUUGGGUUUUAGGGGGAGGGUCAGAGCCCACAAGCUGGGAGCCAGCCCAGCGCCUACUUGUAAAAAUUUUG